GCCAAUGAGGUUGCAGUGCGGAUGUCCAGCGGUGUGCGCUGUGUUUUUGACCCCCACACGGCUUCCGCUUCAGCAUCGGCUCCGCACCGCGCUGUCACCCCGCACACAUCUGUAGGUGGGAUGUGUGAUGGAGUUAGUUUGGUUGCCAUGGUGAUGGAGUGGAGGUGUGUGUACUGGUUGCUGUGUUGCUGUGGCAGUGUGUGAGUGUGUGUGUGUGAUGCUGCGCUGGACGGUGUGUCUGGACGGCGGCCCCCGCAGGGUGAAUCAUGCCGCCGUGGCUGUGGGACAUAAAGUUUACUCGUUUGGAGGUUACUGCUCAGGGGAGGACUACGAGACGCUGCGGCAAAUCGAUGUGCACAUCUUCAACACCGUGUCCCUGCGGUGGACGAAGCUCCCUCCAGUGAGGACAGGAGGUAGGGAACACGCUCGUGAAGUGCCGUACAUGCGUUAUGGACACACAGCCGUACUGGUGGAAGAUACCAUCUACAUCUGGGGGGGGCGGAACGACACAGAGGGGGCGUGUAACGUCCUGUACGCCUUUGAUGUUGGCAGUCACCGGUGGUGGACACCAAAGGUCACAGGGACGGUCCCUGGGGCAAGAGAUGGACACUCAGCCUGCGUCCUCAACAGAGACAUGUACAUAUUUGGAGGAUACGAACAACUGGCCGACUGUUUCUCCAAUGACAUCCACAAGCUGGACUCGAUCACCAUGUGCUGGAGUUUAAUUAAAGCUACAGGAACCCCGGCGAGGUGGAGAGAUUUCCACUCGGCAACGAUUAUCGGCAGGAAGAUGUUUGUGUUUGGGGGCCGUGCCGAUCGUUUCGGUCCAUUUCACUCCAAUAACGAGAUUUACUGCAAUAAGAUCAAAGUGUUCGACACGGAAACGAACAGCUGGCUCAACACACCCACCAAUCAGAUUCAGCCUGAGGGACGCCGCAGCCACUCAGCAUUCACGUAUAAUGGAGAGCUGUACAUAUUCGGAGGCUACAACGCUCGACUGGACCGACACUUUAAUGAUCUGUGGAAGUUUAACCCGGAGGCAUUCAGUUGGAAGAAGGUGGAGCCGAAGGGGAAGUUCCCAUGUCCCCGCAGACGGCAGUGCUGUUGCAUUGUGGGAGAUCGAAUCAUCCUAUUUGGAGGAACGAGCCCGUGUGUGGAGCAGGGAAUGGGUGAUGAGUUUAACCUGAUGGAUCACUCUGAUCUCUACAUUCUUGACUUCUGUCCAAAUCUGAAGACUUUAUGCAAAUUAGCUGUAAUUCAGUACAGUUUGGAACAAUCAGGACUGCCACAUGACAUCAGGUGGGAACUGGCUGCCAUGACAACCAACAGCACCAUCAGCCGGCCCAUCUUCUCAUCUCAUGGAUAAAAGCACACACACACACACACACACACACACACACAGGACAAACUAGAGUUUAUUGACACUGAACAUUAAACCACUUUAUUCA
Molecule: messenger RNA, 1448 nt
Organism: Neoarius graeffei (lesser salmon catfish)
Lineage: Eukaryota; Metazoa; Chordata; Actinopteri; Siluriformes; Ariidae
Gene: klhdc3
Product: kelch domain containing 3
Exons: 11
Coding region: 218-1366 (382 amino acids)
Cellular component (GO): cytoplasm
Molecular function (GO): chromatin binding; protein binding
Source: RefSeq, a predicted model, not a curated record